This is a messenger RNA of Mytilus trossulus (common blue mussel), 968 nucleotides long. RefSeq lists its product as uncharacterized. Bases 198 to 962 code for a protein of 254 amino acids. NCBI's taxonomy places the organism in Eukaryota, Metazoa, Mollusca, Bivalvia, Mytilida, Mytilidae. The record is from RefSeq and is a predicted model, not a curated record. The transcript is spliced from 2 exons.
AACGCUGUCAUCACGACAUACUUCCGUGUUGCAUUGACCAAUGGCUACAAAUACAUCAUUGUGUGCAAUAUGUGAACUCCGACAUCUUACAACAAUAACUUACCUCCGUGUAUCGCCAACAUUGACUUAUUUUGUACUUAUCAUAAUGAGAAGUACACGCAAGACUGUUUAAAGCACGAAGUUCCUAUUUGUUACAAAUGUAUAAAGAGCAUGGAGACUCCGGUGGAUUUGAACUUCUUGAAGACCUUGCAGUUGGUGCAAAAUCAGCAGAAAUUUUCCGAGAGAUGGAACACAGCUUGAAGGAUAUAAUGGUAAAUAUCAGUCGAAUCAUAGAGAACAGGGAGUCCAAUAUUAAAACUGUCAAGGAUAAAAAGAAGCAAAUCAUGGAAGAUGUUCGUAGAUUGAAAAUGGAGAUAAAUUUACACCUCGAUAAGAUGCAAGAGGAAUUCUUGAAAGAACUUGACAAGAAAGAAGCGGAAUGUUGUGAAAAGAUCGAAUCAAUUGUGUCCUUUCUCAAUGACCAAGAAAAAGAGAUCGUUCAUUGCAACGCAGAUAUCGAAAACAUGAAAACAUAUGCUUCAGAUUUACAAGCCUUCAUUGGUAUGAGCGAUAUCAAGAACACUAUUACAAAAAGAAAGAAUUGCAUUGAGUCCAUGGUUCAAAAUAAGAAUGUAGAAACAUUCGUCUUGGAUUGUUCUAUCGAUGCAAAGAUACAGGAUUUUAAAAAUAACGUAAAGAAAUUGGGUUCCAUUAUGAUUGAAAGAUGCUCGUCUGAAACCAUCGAAUUAGUCAGGAAGAAAGCUGAAGUAUGUGUAACAGAGGAAAAACAAUCUGUAAACAACAUAAAAUUAAAUUUUAAGCGGGAAAUACAAACUUCAUGCGUUAAAACGAGGGGUGUUGUGUUACGGAAAAUUUUGGAUAUCUUUUUACGGAAUACGAUACCAAUCAGGAGAAACUUGUAGGAUUGA